Paramisgurnus dabryanus is the source of this 1137-nucleotide messenger RNA. RefSeq lists its product as uncharacterized. Lineage: Eukaryota; Metazoa; Chordata; Actinopteri; Cypriniformes; Cobitidae. The record is from RefSeq and is a predicted model, not a curated record.
UAGAGUUGCAGGUCUGGAUGCUGAAGAACUCAAAGCUGAACAGCCUGUAUGAACCACAAAGCCAAAUAAAUGCAGGCCCUCUCUGGCCACAACCAGUCUUUAUCUUGGUGACUUCUUGUGUUUUAAUGAAAAAUCACAGUCUUGCUUUCCCUACCACAUCGCCUAUCCACAGUUUGUAGCAAACCAGACUGAGCAAUGGGUAGAGUAGAGAAAGAAGUUCGUCUCGAGUUACUUUCUGCACUCACUGGGGCUACCGUGAAGCCCUACACCAAUUUGCGAGCACGCAGUACUACUGAACUCAAUAUAUAUAAUUUAUUGUCCUCCUCCUUGACUGAUGAAUCUCAUGUGCCGUUACGACGAGCAGCACUAGGAUUUUCCAGCUCGCGUGAGGUGCUGUGUGUGGACAUGGAUGAAUUAUUUGACACGAACUACGAUUAUGAUUUCAAACACUGCACUGAUAAGUCAGUUUGCUGGCGUGGUGAUGAGCUUUACAAACGCCCGUGUGGAUGGAACCGCAUUGCUCUCAAAGUCCUGGAUAAGUAUCCUGAAGGAAAUAUCUGGCUGGGCACGGAUGGAUGGAGGAGUCACUCAGUGGUUGGUGAAUGGCCCGUCUCCUAUCAUGGAACCAGCAUUGAAGGUGCUAGAGGAAUCAUUUCAUCUCAUUACAGAGCAGGUCCCAGACAACUGUACGGACGAGGAGUCUAUUCGACCUAUGACAUCGAUCAGGCUUCCGGUUACAGCAUGGAAUUUACAUCCAAAACGAAUGGGAAGACCUACAGAGUCCUGAUGCAGAACCGGAUCAAUCCAGACAUGAGGAAAGUGUGUAAAAGACAGGAUUACUGGCUCAUUGAGGUUCCUGAAGGCACCUGGCCUGCUAAAGAGAAGGAGAUUGUGGAGAAAUCCAUCCGACCGUAUGGGAUUCUGCUGAAAGAGGUGUGAUGAAGGAAGGGGAAAUAUCGUAUGUCUUUUUCUUGUUUUAUCACUCUUGAGGUUUUUUGACCUUGAUUUGAAUUCUUUUUGUCCUGUAGUAACCCUGUAACUCUUUAAUUUAAAUGUUUAUUGUAAACUAUAAAAAAUCAGUAACUAAAACGAUAAGAAUGUGAGGAUCUAAACAAUUUCAGAGAUUGCUACUUAAUA